GGAGUGCCGUUGCGAUCUUGUCUCGCCGCCGUCCCGUUAUCGUGACACAUUAAAAAACGUAAACGUUCAAUGUUAUCAGCGAUAACCGUAAUCAACACGUUAUUUCUGCAUGCCGCCGGAACCGUUCGCGUUUCCGCACUCUCGCGCCCGUUGGUCCGGUCGUCUGUCCGAUCGUUCGCACGGUCGUCAUCACCAUCAUCCCUGGUUCUUGAACACGAGCCAAUAAGAAUUCUCAUACCAUUACCCUUUGUUAAUUACACACGCAAGUGACGAUCGUUGUUGGAGGCGAACGCCAUUCGACCCGUGUUGUUCAGGCUACGCGAUCGCAGAAACCGGAUAUCGCUUUCGCAACCGCAGACCGUUACUGUCCGUCGAAAACCUAAAUCCGUUCAUUAACGAUCGAUUGCACCGUUGUCGCGCGCGCGAAUACGUUCUUGUUCAUUUUGCCCCUUAUCGCGAUCAUCUACCGACAUCUCAACACCGGUAAACGUCCUUUCGCGUGGCCCGAGAACCGGUAACGUCGAAACGAUCAGCCACGUUGUCGCGGCGCAAUGGUGUUGCAGUACACAAGUACAGCUGUCGACCCGCCUGUCAACUUGGUGAGAGGAGUAGACAGUCAUGAAAAUGAUGAACUUAUUGAAAAUAUGCUGCCCGAGGAUGUUUGGUUUCAUGUGGAAAAUAUAUCAUCAGCACAUGUGUAUCUAAGAUUAAAAGAGGGUCAAACAAUAGAUAACAUUCCUAAGGAAUUAUUAGAAGAUGCAUGUCAACUUGUUAAGGCAAACAGUAUUCAAGGAUGUAAAUUAGCUGAAGUUAAGGUGAUCUACACCAUGUGGUCAAAUCUUAAAAAAUUACCAGGGAUGAAACCAGGAGAAGUCUCGUUUCACAAUCCUAGUAUUGUGAAAAAAGUAAAUGUAAAAAAAGAAAAGAGCAUUGUUAAUAGACUGCAUAAAACCGAAAAAUCUAUUAAAAUCGAUUAUGACAGUGACAAAGCAGACAGAGAUCGUAGAGAAGCAGAGAAGAAAAAAAUUGAACGUAAAAUUCAGAUAGAAAAUAAAAAAGAAGAAGAUCGUCAAAAACGUGAAGCUGCUGAACUGAGAUCGUAUUCAUCUCUUAUGAAGUCGGAAAAUAUGACACCAAAUACCGAUUACUCUGGAUAUGACUCAGAUAAUUUUAUGUAAAGAUUAAAAAAACAUAAAUGACUGUGUCUUUCAACAUUUAUCGAGCUUAUAAUUUAAAUGUAUUUGAUAUACAUAUUUCAAUUCUUAAAAAAAAUAUAUUAUAUAAAAUAUGA
Molecule: messenger RNA, 1291 nt
Organism: Sipha flava (yellow sugarcane aphid)
Lineage: Eukaryota; Metazoa; Arthropoda; Insecta; Hemiptera; Aphididae
Product: coiled-coil domain-containing protein 25
Exons: 6
Coding region: 552-1178 (208 amino acids)
Source: RefSeq, a predicted model, not a curated record